AUGGCGAAACCGGUCGUGGGCUGUCCAAGAGUUUUCAGCAACCUUUGCCUAGUGCCGAAAAAAGGCUCACAGAAGGGAACACAACAGCUGUAUUCCGAACAAGCGAGUGAGUUAGAGUGCAAGAGCUUACUGGGGGGACACUGUCGGAAGCACGUGGUCUUACUUUGGUACGAGGCUGUGACGCGCUACAUAUUGCGGGGGUGUUGUCUGAUCUUGAUCAACGUUGACUCUCGCUGUCUGGGUUUGAUAUAUGGCUGUGACGCGCUGCAUAUUGAGGGCGUGUUGUCUGUCCAGUCAACAUCUAGAGGAGCUGAGAGUCUCAGUAAAUUUCGGGCACUCAGAGGUUGCAGGAAGGAAUCUGACCUUCCUGAUAUUUAUACAAUUGAUUUGCUAGCUGGACUGUCGCUGGUGCGGUGCACUGCGCAAAACACUCCCUUUCAAUACCAUCUGGACAUCAGAGGCUCUGAGGUGCUAUACCGAUUGGAAUGGAACGUCUCACAAGACCAAAAGCGGUUGGCUUUUCGAACGUGUUUGAAGAGCGAUCGCCUGAGAGAAGUCUCGGUACUUGGAGUUGGAUUUGGUCCGUACGAUGAACCGAGUAAUUUGGACCUUGUGAUGACCAUGAUUCCGUACGAGAACACUCCAGUGUUUGUAUACGUGUUGCUGAAAACUCUUCGACAGCCCACGACCGGUUUUGCCCUUCUUGGGGCUCAUCAGAACAUAAGGUUGACGGAAACUUGGGGACUGCGCCUACCUGAUGAGCCCCAAAAAGGGCGAAACCGGUCCUGGGCUGCCGAAGAGUUUUCAGCAACCUUACGUAAGACAUUAAUCAUAAGGUUGCUGAAAACUCUUCGACAUCCCACGACCGGUUUCGUCCAUCUCAGGGCUCAUCAGGUAAGCACAGUCCCCGUCAACCUUAUGUUCUACUUGAACCCGAAUUGGACAGAUUUCGACAUAUACACUUCAUUUGCAUAUCGAACUAAUUUUGACGGAGACUCACCUGAAACCCAGACAUUAAUCAUAAGGUUGCUGAAAACUCUUCGACAUCCCACGACCGGUUUCGUCCAUCUCAGGGCUCAUCAGGUAAGCACAGUCCCCGUCAACCUUAUGUUCUACUUGAAUCCGAAUUGGACAGAUUUCGACAUAUACACUUCAUUUGCAUAUCGAACUAAUUUUGACGGAGACUCACAUGAAACCCAGUUCCUGGUUCUUUUCAAAAGGGAGGGGGAGUUGACUCAGUGGCUACAGAAUGAAUUUACUGAACGCAAGGUCCGUGGUUCGAACCCAACCUCUGCAUUUCGAUUCCCCCUGUCUAGGCUUGAGCAACCUGGCAGCAUCCCCUGGACUUUCAUCACCACUCGGGGUCACAUCGUCAAUGCGGACCAGCACAACCCCGCACUGACGGUAUCGCACCGACUGAUGAUGCAAAAAGGAUUUACCGACGAUGAACGUGUCAUCCAGCUAGAGUCUGCAGUGAAACAUGACAACUCUGGAUUUUAUUGGGAAACACCCGAUCGAAAUCGAUUUUGCUUCGGUUUCGAACGACAGGCCCUGUCGUGUUCUCGACAUGGCUAUUCGAUUGACGCGAUCCGCUCGAACAUGUUCACCUGUUCAGACGUAAAAAUCCAGCUGCGUCCACCGUGCGCUAGUGGAGUGGUAGUAACACGCUCGUUCAAACCCCGGCACAGUCAAGGAUGUAAACAGAUGAUUAGCUCUAAUAUGAGCGAAACUCCGGUCCAGUGCUUCCCCCAUUUUGACCAGACGACACGUUUGUUCCUGUUCCAUCAGUUUGACACACUACGGAAGCUUCGAGAAUUCUAUUCCAGCAGGGGCCCAAGAUUUACCGCCUGGCUUCAUCGGAGCUCCAAACUACAAAAUGAAUUCGAAGGCUUUUGGUUGGGUGAUAAAAAAGUCCAAUUCUCAAGCAUACCUCAUUCACUUACUCGAGUUCAAUUAAUCAAGAGCCCAUUGGAACAAGAGCUGCGGGAAACGUACAAGGGCUCACGGAAUUUCGAACUGACAGUCAAUGAAGUUGAAAUACCCAAAGAGGAAACAACUUACUGGUGCAAAACGGAUCGGCUGCCGCAGUUUCACACCAAACAACAUAUUAUCAGGUUCGAACCUGUGCUUUCAGAAAGUAGCAAAGGAUUCGUUCAUCAUAUGGAGGUUUUCCUCUGUACCGGUCCUAAUCGUGUUGCUGAGUACAAUGGACCUUGCAAUUCCGAAGCCAAGCCAAUGGGAUUGCGUCAAUGCCGUCAGGUGAUCGCUGCCUGGGCUGUGGGAGCUACGGGACUCAGUAUGCCAAAAGAAGCAGGUAUCGCAAUUGGAGGGACAGGUGGGAUUCAAGACGUUGUGCUCGAGAUCCACUACGCUAACAUGCAUCAAGUCCAAGGGACGAUAUGGCUCGCAAAUUUGCUGAUCGAAAGGUCUGUAGUCCAAACCCGACCUCUGCCUCCCGACUUCCCUUGUUUGGGCUUGGACAACCUGGCUGUAUCCCAGCCCUCAUACUUCCUUCGGGUGGCAUGGCAGUUAGGCCCUGGAAAGGGUGCUACAGCUGAACGAUCUUUCACCAGAAUCGUCGAUAACAGCGGAUUUCGUUUCUUCCUGACCAGUCAGCUGCAUACGUUUGAUGUUGGUGUGAUCGAACUUGGUUUGGUCUAUUCUCCGAGAAAUUCAAUCCCUCCUGGACAGAAAAAGUUCUCACUCAGUGGAUACUGUGACAAUCGGUGUACGGAUUUGGCCCUUCCAGCUCAAGGGAUCACAGUAUUCGCUUCCCAACUCCAUACACACGGUACAGGUUGGAAGGUGGCUACCUAUCAUUUAAGGAAUGGAAGAAGACUGGCUGAUCUGAACCGUGAUGACCAUUACUCACCGCAUUACCAAGAGAUACGUUUGCUUCAGAAGCCAGUUCGGGUAUACCAGGGUGAUAGUCUUGUCACAAAAUGUACGUAUGAUACUACCCGGCUUUCGGUGGUCACAUUCGGAGGUAUCAGUCACAAGGAUGAAAUGUGCCUCAACUAUAUCUUCUACUACCCAAAAACCGACUUGGAAUUGUGCAAAUCCGAGGUCAGUCAGCCGGAACUGGAUGAGUUUUUGCAACAGAUGCUGAAAUGCAAAUCUAUCCGUUGCAAAUGCACUCUGAAUCCUCCUUCAAAAAGUGACUUUCCUAUUCUGACCAUAGAACAUCGACUGACAAAAAGAAACGUGGAAAUAACGUUAGGCGUUCGAUGA
Opisthorchis viverrini is the source of this 3231-nucleotide messenger RNA. RefSeq lists its product as hypothetical. The record is from RefSeq and is a predicted model, not a curated record. NCBI's taxonomy places the organism in Eukaryota, Metazoa, Platyhelminthes, Trematoda, Opisthorchiida, Opisthorchiidae. Gene Ontology annotation, cellular component: secretory granule membrane. Gene Ontology annotation, molecular function: dopamine beta-monooxygenase activity; copper ion binding. The coding region runs from base 1 to 3231 and encodes 1076 amino acids. Gene Ontology annotation, biological process: octopamine biosynthetic process; dopamine catabolic process; norepinephrine biosynthetic process. The transcript has 21 exons.